AUGGAUGUUGUAUACAUCGAUAUGGAUGUGCACUUCCAAGGAAUCUUCAUGAAAUAUCCCGUACACUACACUGAUUGGAUUACUCAGAGGUUGGUCGACAUAGACUUUGCAGGGAUGGAGAAGGAUGAGUGCUAUGCGUUUAUGGAAAGGGUAAGUGGAGAAAAGUGUGAGAAGCUCUACUACUGCCAACCUAAUAUAGAUUUUCCAAAAGGAAUGAUAGAUAAAGAGAAUGAGGAAGUUGUUAAUAACAUGGAGGAAGAAGUAAGGGGCCCCUAA
Molecule: messenger RNA, 276 nt
Organism: Lactuca virosa
Lineage: Eukaryota; Viridiplantae; Streptophyta; Magnoliopsida; Asterales; Asteraceae
Source: the annotation of a GenBank genome assembly